Messenger RNA from Vicia villosa (hairy vetch), 1619 nucleotides. Its product is annotated as ribosomal RNA-processing protein 14-like. Lineage: Eukaryota; Viridiplantae; Streptophyta; Magnoliopsida; Fabales; Fabaceae. Gene Ontology annotation, biological process: ribosomal large subunit biogenesis; ribosomal small subunit biogenesis. Bases 175 to 1245 code for a protein of 356 amino acids. The transcript is spliced from 2 exons. Gene Ontology annotation, cellular component: nucleolus. Gene Ontology annotation, molecular function: RNA binding; DNA binding. The record is from RefSeq and is a predicted model, not a curated record.
UGUCUCACCUUCACACUAUCGAUUAACCAUUCCGCAGACACGCAAGCCCUAGCUUGCCACCGUUCAUAUUCCACUCACACCGUCCGUCGACGCUAACCCGCCUUCCAACCACCGCUAUCGUCAUCUACACUUCACUUCCUCAGCCUCUUCUUCCCAAAGGGAGAUUUUGGAGUGAUGAGGAUCAGGAAGAAGCAAAAGGAUGUUGCAGAGGUUGAGGUUGUUGAUGCUGGUCAAGCUUUGGAGUCUGUGAUCCACGAGCACGCUGAUUUUUUCGACAAAUUGAUUGAGCUUAUUCCGGCUAAGUUUUAUCUACCAACUGAUGGUGAUGAGAAGCCGUGGUUUCAGGGUCUUAACAAGAAGAAGAAAGCUCAGGCAAAGAAAAAAACUAAAGAGAAUAUUAAGAAGUCUCGGAGGCAACGUUUAGACCCUGAUAAGCCUUCUGCGAGCACGCUUGAUCUUCUCAAGCAAAGUUUGGGUAAAGAGAAGGUGAAAGAAAGUAAUGACGAUAAGGAUGUGGGUAAGCCUAUUGUGUCGGGGCUGGAAGGAGAUGAUCGGUCUGUGACCUAUGAAGAGCUUCGCCAGAGGCUUCAUUGUAAGCUUGAAGGGUUUCAGUCGAGUCGUACCUGUGCUGAUCCGGAAAAGGUUGCCAAGAAGAGGAAAGAGAGAGAUGCUAAGAGAGGGUAUCACUAUGACGGGAAGAAACAGAAGAGGGAUGAUGAGAUUAAGGAAAGUAAGCCUGUGGUUGAUGAGACGGAAGAGAAGGUGAAGAAGGAUGCUGCAGAGGCUUCAAAGGAGCUUGUGUUUGGCAAGGUUAAACUUCAGAAUGACGAAGGGCUGGAGACGAAGAAGAGAAGAGUUUCAAAGCACAAGGAACUUGAAAGGGCUAAGAAGUUGGAGGAAGUGAAGAAGAAUGAUCCUGAGAAGGGUGAAGCGAUUGCUAAAAAGGAAGCAUGGAAAGCAGCAAUGAAUAGAGCUUCAGGAAUUAAGGUCCACGAUGAUCCCAAGCUGAUAAAAAAGAGCAUACAGAAAGGGAAGAAGAGGCACGAGAAAAAUGCAGGGAAAUGGGAAGAGAGAGUUCAAUCACAAGAUCAGUUGAAGGCAGAGAAACAACAGAAAAGGUCGGCUAAUAUAGCUGAGAGGAUUAAUGAUAAGAAAAAGAGGAAGAUUGCUAAAAGAGAGAAAAAGCUAUUGCGGCCCGGCUUUGAAGGUCGCAGGGAAGGUUUUAUUAAUGGUGCUUCUGGCUAACACUGCUGCGAAAAUUAUUGAUUUGUGCCUCUUCUUUGCAUUGUUAUCAGAGGCAAACCAAACAUCUAUCAAGCUCAAUGCGAUGCAUUGUUAUCCUAGGCAACCAAACAUCCAUGAGGGGUUUAGAAGAUUUCUUUAAAUUGAACAAUUGUUGUUUACUGCUAUUAACCCCAUGGUAUAUUUUGGCAUUUAUGCAUCCUUUUUUUGACUAUUUCGGUUAUCACUAGAAUACAAGAGUUUUGUUGUUGAAUGAUAGUUAAUCACAUGUUUGAUUACAGAUUUAUAUGUUCACUGGAUUAGGUUAUUUGGAUUGUUUUUUAUGAGAUAUGGUUCAUUUUUCUCCCAAGCAAAGGUUACAUUUAUUUUAGUAAGAA